Molecule: messenger RNA, 674 nt
Organism: Galleria mellonella (greater wax moth)
Lineage: Eukaryota; Metazoa; Arthropoda; Insecta; Lepidoptera; Pyralidae
Product: glutathione S-transferase-like
Exons: 4
Coding region: 43-654 (203 amino acids)
Biological process (GO): glutathione metabolic process
Molecular function (GO): glutathione transferase activity
Source: RefSeq, a predicted model, not a curated record
ACAGCAAAGUGGCAUAUUCGUUCGGAUCUAGACAUUGACAAUAUGGCAAAGAAAUUACACUACUUCAAUUUGAACGGGUUGGCAGAAUCGAUACGGUACAUUUUGUACUACAGUGGUGAAAAAUUCGAGGAUGUCAGAUAUGAGAGAUCCAGUUGGCCCAUUAAAAGUGUGAAAGAUUCUCUGCCAUAUGGUCAACUACCGUUAUACGAAGAAGGUAACCGUAGCCUGAACCAGUCCCUGGCCAUUGCCCGUUACGUUGCUGUAAGGGCAAACCUCUUGCCCUCGGAUCCCUUCGAACAGGCUAUUUUGGAUGCUGCCGUCUUUAACAUUUACGAUUUCUGGAGCAAGGUCGGAACAUACAUUAGGGAAGAAGAUGCAGCCAGAAAGGAACAGAUUAAGAGAGAAAUUUUGACCGAGUCUGUGGACUUUUAUUUCUCGAGAUUUGAGAAACAAUUAAAAGCAAACAACGGAUAUUUUGGUGGACAGCUAAGCUGGGCCGACUUCAUUCUCCUCGGGAUCAUCGAGACCACAAACCUUUUCCUCAAUACUGAAGUUGAGAGGAACUAUCCCACAAUAGUUGCUCUGUUGAACAGGAUUCGAUCAUUGCCUGGCGUGAAGGCUUAUAUCGCCACAAGGAAGCCAUACACACUGUAAAUAAAUCAACUUAAUUUUUA